AUGACAUGCCCUGUUGCUGUAACAUGGUUUUUGGUCGUAUCAGGAUAUGAAGCAAGGCUGACCAUACACGAGGCGAUAAAGGACUACUGUGAUGAAGUAGAAUUACCAAUUCUUACUAGCGAUACUUUUUGGAAUCAGCUUGUCAAUCCGUUAUAUAUUCCAAAAGACGUAAUACUUUACGCCGAUAUUGUAUAUUGUACUGAUCAAGAGUUAGCCGAACAAAGGGAGGACGUCGAUGAAAAGCAAUUCUUGUCACUCGACAUUUACACUCGUAGAGAUACUUCGGCAACCUUGAAGCCCGUUUUUUUAUUCAUUCAUGGAGGCGGAUGGAUAAGAGGUGACAAAACAUCGCCGUAUCCAUUGAUCCGCCAUUUAGCCGAAUCUGGUCUUGUCGUCGUUGCGAUAAACUACCGUCUUGCUUCGGUUGCUCCGUAUCCAGCACAGCUGAUUGAUGCAAAACGUGCCUUACGAUGGGUAAAGAAAAGCAUCAAAAACUUCGGAGGAGAUCCUAACUUUAUCAUAGUCGGUGGUGACGGUGCUGGUGGUCAUCUCGCUGCGCUUGUUGCUCUGACACCAAAUAAUGCAGAGUAUCAGCCUGGUUUCGAAUUGGUAGACACGAGUGUACAGGCAUCUGUUCUAAUUAACGCUAUAACGGAUGUUACUAAUGAGACAAUGGUCUGGAACACAAACUUUCCCGAACAUUUUGCAAAAGACAUUGCCAAAUUGGAUAAGAGCAAUGAGGACUUUUUAAAGCUGCAUUCGCCGAUACAUAAUAUAAAACCCGAUUCGGUACCAUUUCUAGUAUUCCAUGGGGAUCGCGAUAAUCUAGUUCCGUUCCAAUUAUCAAGAAAUUUUAUCGAGCAGUUCAGGAAGGUGUCAAAAUCGGAGAUUCAGUUUGUCCAAAUCCCGGGCGGGCAUCACGUAUACCAUUUAUUUACCUCACCUCGUUCGCAAUAUCAAGCUAUUGGUAUUGAAAAAUGGAUAAAGCAUUUACACCAUGAUGGAAAACACGCAUAG
Molecule: messenger RNA, 1017 nt
Organism: Paraglomus occultum
Lineage: Eukaryota; Fungi; Glomeromycota; Glomeromycetes; Paraglomerales; Paraglomeraceae
Source: the annotation of a GenBank genome assembly